Molecule: messenger RNA, 2076 nt
Organism: Psilocybe cubensis
Lineage: Eukaryota; Fungi; Basidiomycota; Agaricomycetes; Agaricales; Agrocybaceae
Exons: 12
Coding region: 1-2076 (691 amino acids)
Source: RefSeq, a predicted model, not a curated record
AUGUCUGGUAUCCUUUUUCGAACGCCCUCUCACUCGUCUCUGGCUACUUCUAGCCGGCUAUGGAUCCCACGCAAAUGUCUGCAUACCUCCUCUCCUGCACAAAAAUCCGUCCUCUCUUCUACAAAAGCAAACGACAAGCCUAGUCUUGUGAAGGCUUUAAAUUUGACCGCCGCUGAAACACGCAAAGUAGCAAAAAAAAGAGGGAAGCGGGUGGAGUAUAAACCCACGGAAAACCUGGUUAAAAAGCACCUUGUGCAACUACGUGACAACCCUUUCACUGUGCAAGAUGUAGAACAUCUGAAGCCCAAAAAACAGACAAAUGCGAAGUCGAAGAAUUAUGAAUCGGAAUACCAACAAGUCCUGAACGUGUUGUUAAAGUCAUUUACCUGGCCACAAUUGCGACAGUACGUGGAGCACGCUAAUCUGUCUCCUCCAUCGAGAGGGAAUAAAUUAGCCACUGCUCAGCACAUCUUGGAGAACAUAUGGGGUUGGACACCUCUCCAGCAGGUAUUGCAAGAUAGGGCAGAUUGGAGCGAAUCGGGUGAACAACUUUUUACUUUGGAUCCUGGAUACUCAUUCCUAUUAGUGGGUAAAGAUGGCACCGAACUUCUCCAAUUAUCGCGGCGUUACAAUGUUAAGAUGUCUUUCACCAAUCCCAGGACGCUCAAGGUUCAGGGUUUGAAAGGUGCUUUGAAGCAGGUCGCCGGGUAUAUAGAGAGCUUCAGAAACGAUGUCACUACCGAAGAUUUCGAUUUACCAACAAAGAAAAAACUCACUGUACUUGCCGAUCGCAUUUCGCGCGUUUCUGGUGCUCAUGUAAAACCCAAAGAUGAUGCAAAGAUAGCCCUUACAUUCCUGAGAUCUCAUCCACAAACAGCUUACAUAGCAAAGCGUCUAAUUCUUCAAGCCAUUACCAGUGAAAGUUCUUCGACGCGAAUAGUUUACAACGGACAGCCGGAGUCGUCGGAAAAAGUGGCCUCCGAGCGAUAUUCCCUUUAUCCAUUUUUACCUCCACAACCUCUUUCCUGGCAAAAUCCAUCAUCUUCCUUUUUUCGAUACCGGCGUGUUGGAGAAUGGUUAAAAAGCCCUCAGUUCGAUAAGCCCGAAACCCAGCUUGGAACCUCAGCGGGCAGCCGUGGGAUAGAAUCCUUAGAGAACGAGUUUGGUAAUAGCGUCGAGUCUCAGUUACUGCUUCAACUUGGCGAAAGCGGUUCUGGUUCCCCUAAUUUUAUUGUAUCCACUGGUCAUUUACUCAUCGUGUCUCCUCCCAAUCAGCGUACAACGCUUACUCCACCUCUUAUUGGCCACGUCGAUUCCGGAGUUCUUCUGGACUGGAUCAAUCACUCUAGAAAUAGAGUCAUUUUCCACCCAAGUGCACCUACACCAACAUUAUCAACGCCAACUAAGGAAGAAUACACCAUUCGAAGAAUUGUAUAUCGCUCUAUGACAUCUGCGCAAAAUGAUGCAUCACACGAUAAUUUAAAGCCUGGUCCUACGACAACUCUGACAUUUGAAUUGCCUUGUGUCGAGCAGAAUAGUGAGACAAGCACUUCUGCUUCAGAAUUUGCUUCGGAAGCUGCUGCAGACAAUUUGAAUCGUGUCUCGUUGCUGAAAGGUGUAGAAAGCAGUGUAGAGAUUUUUGUACCGGACGGUUCGUCAGACCUUAUGAUAUCUGCUUCGCGGAGCCAAGUUGUUCCGAACUCUUCAUGGCCAGAAGAAUGGAAAAAUGCUGCUGUUUCAUUACUGACAAGUGAAAGGAAAUUACAAAAUGACACCAGCUUCCCUCUUGUUAUUACACAUGACGGAGAACAGUUUUUCUUCGCUGGUGACUGGCAUGUCCACCGUUCCCUCAAAACCGUGAUGUUAGAGGGCAUGGAGGAUGAACAAACUAUUAUUGUUGAAACAACCACCGACCACGAUACUGGUAAAAGUGUAACCAUGUGCAAGGCAAACUGCGAGGACUACAAAUCACAGUCCCAAUGGAACAACUUUUUACGAAUCUGCGGUUCGCUCAGUAAUCCCCUCCAAAAAUGUGAUACAAAGGUCCAUUCAAUUGAGGAAUUCUCCCCGUUUUGA